Colletotrichum acutatum is the source of this 231-nucleotide messenger RNA. RefSeq lists its product as uncharacterized. The coding region runs from base 1 to 231 and encodes 76 amino acids. The record is from RefSeq and is a predicted model, not a curated record. The transcript is spliced from 2 exons. Lineage: Eukaryota; Fungi; Ascomycota; Sordariomycetes; Glomerellales; Glomerellaceae.
AUGGGGCUGGAACGCGUCGAGGCGGUGAUGCGCCGCUUAAGCAUCAAUCAUGAGGCGGAGCCUCUCGCCGGGAAGGUCGUCAGCAUCAUCGUCGCCAUGAUAUCGGCCUGUCUCCUUGCAAGCCUUUUUGUGAUGAGAUGGACAUCAGUGAAGGACUGGAAGGCAUUACCAUGGACGAUGUGGCGUAAGGAACCCUCGCGAUUAUACGCCUUUGUCCAUGACAUUUACUAA